AUGAGUGCCGACGCUGCAUCAUUACCGUGCCCUAUCUGUUUACACACUGGAGUUUUUGAUACCCCUCAGUCUCUAAAAGACAGGCUGAUAUAUGUUUCCACAAAUAAAAUUCGAUGUCCAGUUUGCCAAGAAGAACUCGUUGGCUUAGAUAAACUGACUAUUCAUUUAUUUAGUCAUGUGAAGAUAUUACAAACUGAAGUUCCAGGGUUACAACAACAUACAAAGAUAAAAAAUACAUCUUCACAAAAGAAUUCAACGACGACAGACCAGCAGAAAAAAAUCAAAGCAACGGUAUCUAAAAAUAACACUUUAUCAUUAGCCAACACCCAAGUAAAGUAUGUGAAAAUUUAUCCCAAAUUACCAGUCAUAGCCAUCAAUGCCAUGCCAAUACUCGACAUAUCUAAAAGUCAAGAAAAAAGUAACUCUUCGUUAACUCAUGUCAAUAAUGAAAAAAAUGUCAUGCAAAGUAGCAAUAGAUGCAGCAUUUGUGGCUUACAUUUUGUGGAUGCUGAUAUACUUAAAAUGCAUAAAUGUCUGAUACACAACGUUGACGACAAUUCGAACAAUUCAUUAUCGCAAUACAAUUGUCACCUGUGCUCUAAAACUUUCAAGAUGAGAGGUUCGUUGAUGGUUCAUUUAAGAGUCGCGCACUAUGGUUUUACAUCAAAUGAUCAUUCAGAAUCUAAUUUGAAUACUGAGACCAAAGAGAAAACAGAAGUUAACUUAAAAGACAAACCGCACAAUGAUGACCGGCACGACGGUAAACAGUGGCAGUGCGAUGUAUGCAGAAAAUCUUUUACGACAAAAUAUUUCCUCAAGAAACAUAAGCGUCUUCAUACAGGUGAGACGCCGUAUGCUUGUAAUCAGUGUAAUAAAACAUUUACAUUUCAACAAUCUUAUCACAAGCAUUUAUUAUAUCAUAAUGAUGAAAAACCGCACACCUGCACUUUUUGUGGAAGAGCUUUUAAAGAAUUAUCUACUCUUCAUAAUCAUCAGCGAAUUCAUACUGGUGAAAAACCAUUCGCCUGCGAAACUUGUGGAAAAUGUUUUCGUCAAAGGGUGUCAUAUUUGGUACACAGGCGCAUACAUACCGGUGCCAUGCCGUAUAAAUGUACAGCAUGUGAAAAAAGUUUUAGAUAUAAAGUAUCCCAAAGGACCCACAAAUGUCAAAAUCAGCCUCCAGGUACAGUCGUUAGGAAAACUGUAAAUCUGGUUGAAAAAUUAAAAAAGAAACAAACAUUGGAAGUAUCUCAGGAAAAAGGGAAAGUUUUAGAUGAACAAAAUCCUAUUUACUCUAAUAAAAACUAUCCAGGCGUUUCAGAAGUAAACGCGGAAUUAGUACUAACAGGAGCACAAUUAUCGCUGGAAGAUAUGGAAUCUGAAAAUUUUACUAUAAUCAAUGACGAUUUUAAUCGCAAUCGACCAGUUUGUACAAGUGAGGCUCCGUCAGAAGAAAAACAUAUAGAAUCUUUUCCAAAUAACAUUGACGAUUUAAUAGAAUCUAUUCCUUUAAAUGACAAGAGUAUUCCUUCGCCAUCAGAAAUUUUAAAAAAUCUUUGCCUCUCUAAUGAUCACGAUUUUAUUUCUGAUAAUUGUUAA
Danaus chrysippus (African queen) is the source of this 1599-nucleotide messenger RNA. The record is from the annotation of a GenBank genome assembly. NCBI's taxonomy places the organism in Eukaryota, Metazoa, Arthropoda, Insecta, Lepidoptera, Nymphalidae.